AUGGGCACCACCGUGAUAUUUAAUGUCACAUAUCCUACAAAACUCUAUGUUGAUGAUGACAACGAUGGACAAACCAUUUAUGUCACUGUUCGAAACGAAGACCGUAUCAAAAAAUGGGUUAAAGGAGCAUCAGACGGCGUGCAAGUUGGAGGAGAAUGUCCGAUGUGCGAAAGCGUAUGGGUAGAUAAAGAGAAAAAUGUUUAUAUGACAUCAGUGAUGAGACAUUGUGUGUAUAAGUGGUCACCACUAACAAACGUUACAACGGUCGCCGCUGGUAGAGAAAUGGGUCAAGGAUCUGGAAGUGAUUCUCUCAAUUCUCCUGAAGGUAUUUAUGUCGAUAAUACCAGUGGUACCGUGUAUGUCGCUGAUUAUGCGAAUCAUCGCAUCCAGAAAUGGUUAAAAGAUGCUCUUAAUGGUACCACUGUGGCUGGAUUUAGCACGGGCAAUCAAGGCAGUGAUGCAGAAUCGUUGUCGUAUCCGACUGCUGUAUGGGUCGAUGAUGAAACUCAAGUUGUGUACGUGGCAGAUUCAGAUAAUAAUCGAAUUCAACGUUGGUUACCGAAUGCAUUCAUAGGUGAUACUGUUGCUGGUGGAGCAGCAUCUGUCACGGGAGAUUUUUGGAUAUUAGUCCAUGGUCCAGCUUUGGUCGGUCUUACAUCAAUUACAACACCAAUUGGUAAGUUAGUUAAGAUUUAGUAGAUUUCUAAUUUGCACAGUGCUUCAUCAGAAAAGCAAUUUUUCUUCGUAUGUGAAAUUACUCUAGGUUUCAUUAUUGUAACGAUGCUAGCUGUGAGAAGACAUUCAUUUGUAAAUAGAUUCGAGUCUCCACAUUUACAUCAGCACAAAUUCUCUGAUGUUUUUUUAAUUGAUACCAUACAAAUUUACGCACAAUAUGCGUUUCUGAUUGACAUGCGCAGUUUUUGAUUGGUUCUUUCUUCCAUCCUCAUAAUAUAUCGCCUUGCGACUAGCAGCACGUAGUUCGUUAAAACAUAUAGCUAGAUUGAUAGUGCUAAUCUUAUCCACCAUUUAUACUUCUUUUUGAAUUAUUUGAAAUAGCACUGGAAUCAUAGCAGUCCUUGCUUGCCUCACCAUAUUUGUUAGACUUUAUUUUUACUAUAUUUUCUAAAUAUUUACUUUUCAUUUGUUAAAGUUAAUGCAGUUUUGUUGACAACAAAAAUUAUGCUAUUUCUUUGUAAUAUCUGUUAAUGGUCUUUGAGUGAAUGCUUUCGAGAAUAAAAUAUACUUUUUUGAUAAUAGAAGCAUAAGCAAUUCUUACGAAUACUUAUAAGCUAAGUAUUUGGAUGUUUUCUAAUCAUUUUGAAACUUGAAUUCAUAGGAUGAUGAUAGUAGUAACAUUGUACAGUUUAUGAUAAUUAUUACCCUUUAAUCUAAAUUAACAAAUUAUUUAGACUCUACGAC
Rotaria sp. Silwood1 is the source of this 1419-nucleotide messenger RNA. The record is from the annotation of a GenBank genome assembly. Lineage: Eukaryota; Metazoa; Rotifera; Eurotatoria; Philodinida; Philodinidae.